CCCCAUCACUAUCUAUCAUCCAUCACAUUUGAUUCGGCGAGUUGAUUUUCCGAAUAUUUUUGCAAUUAUUUCUUUUACCGGGUCAUGCAUCUUUCUAAAUAAAGUAAACGUAACAUUUCUACAUCAAAUAACUUUAAUUUUCCGUAUUUAGAAGAGCCAAAACCGUCAAAAUGGCUAGUGUUUCGUACCAGAUAGCUAAUCUCUUGGAGAAGAUGACAUCCAACGACAAAGACUUCCGCUUCAUGGCCACAAAUGACCUGAUGACGGAGUUACAAAAGGACAGCAUCAAGUUGGACGACGACUCGGAGCGGAAGGUGGUCAAGAUGCUGCUGCGGCUGCUCGAAGACAAGAACGGGGAGGUCCAAAACCUGGCGGUCAAGUGCCUGGGCCCUCUUGUAAACAAAGUGAAGGAGUACCAAGUGGAAGGCAUUGUGGAGACUCUGUGUGCCAACAUGCUGUCCGACACGGAGCAGCUGCGGGACAUCAGCAGCAUUGGCCUGAAGACCGUCAUCUCGGAGCUCCCGCUCGGCUCCAACACACUUGCGGCUAAUGUCUGCAAGAAGAUCACAGGCAGACUCAGCAGUGCUAUUGAGAAGCAAGAAGAUGUCUCCGUCCAACUGGAAGCGCUGGACAUCCUGGCGGACCUGCUCAGCAGGUUCGGAGGCCUACUCAUCUCCUUCCAUCCAGUGCUGCUCAACGCUCUACUGCCGCAACUUGCUUCUCCACGACAGGCAGUCCGCAAGCGCACGAUCGUGGCACUCUCGCACCUGGUGAUGACUUGCUCCCCGGCGCUGUACAACAAGCUGAUCGACCACCUGCUGGAGGGACUCGGCACGUCCACCUCGCCCGGGGUGUCCCGGACACACAUACAGUGCAUUGCUGCUGUCUGCCGCGUGCUAGGCGUCCGCUUCGGCUCGGUCCUGUGGCGGGUGGCGCCGCCCGUGCUGACGCACUCGCGCGACGCGGACGAGGAGCUGCGCGAGCACUGCCUGCAGGCGCUCGAGGCGUUCGUGCUCAAGUGCCCCAAGGAGAUCCAGCCGCACGUGCCCACUAUAAUCGAGCUCUGCCUCAAGAUGAUAACCUACGAUCCUAACUACAACUACGAGGAUUCUUCAGACGGAGGAUCAGACUCGGACAUGGAGGCGGAGCGCGCCGCCGAGCCCGACAGCGACUCCGACGAGUAUUCGGAUGAUGACGACAUGUCGUGGAAGGUGCGUCGCGCGGCGGCCAAGUGCCUCGAGUCGGUGAUCUCGACGCGACACGAGCUGCUGCCGGAGAUGUACCAGACCGUGUCGCCCGCGCUCAUCGCACGGUUCAAAGAACGCGAAGAGAACGUAAAAUGCGACAUACUGAGCGCCUACACCGCCCUGCUGAGAGCCACGCGGCCGCCGCCCGCCCUCGCGCACGCGCCGCCGCCCGCCCACUCGCCGCAGGCCAUGCUGCUGGAGCGAUUAGGCAGCAUAGUCCGCGGCGCGCUGCGAGUAGUGCGCGGACGCAGCCCCCGAGCUCGCGCCGCCGCCCUCGCCUUGUUGAGGGAACUACUGACGGCGGCCCCCAGGAGCCUCGGCCCGCACGCCCAGCCGAUACUGAAGGCUCUGGUGCCCUUCCUCACAGACAAGACAACCGCCUCCUCAAUGAAGAUCGAGACGCUGGUGUUCAUCGUGUGCCUGGCGCGCACGCACGAGGCGGACGAGAUGCGCGCGCACGUGCCGCUGCUGCUGCCGCCCGUGCUGGCCGCCGUCCACGACCCCUUCUACAAGGUCACGGCUGAAGCAUUGAGAGUUCUGCAGACACUCGUCAAAGUUAUGAGGCCACUUGAGCUGUCGCACGACCGGCUGUCGGGCCCGUCGGUGGUGCCGGCCAUGCCGCGCGAGCUGGCGGCGCCCGCGCGCGAGAUGUACGCCUGCGUGCUGGUGCGCCUGCGCGCCACCGACAUGGACCAGGAGGUUAAGGAGCGUGCCAUCGCCGCGGCCGGACAGCUGCUAGCACAUGCAGGAGACACUUUACAGGACGAGCUGCCGGUGUGUCUGCCGAUAUUCCUGGAGCGCCUGCGCAACGAGAUCACGCGCUUGACCACCGUCAAGGCGCUCACCAAGAUCGCCUCCUCGCCGCUCCGGAUCGACCUUACGCCCAUACUGCCCGACGCUGUGCCGAUAUUAGGCUCGUUUCUGAGGAAGAACCAGCGAGCGUUGAAGAUGGCCACUCUAGUCCUGUUAGACACAUUAGUACAGAAUUAUAGCAAUGAUAUUAGCAUUGAUCUACUUAGCAAGGUGUUGAUGGAAGUCCCGCCGCUAGUGUGCGAGUCAGACCUGCACUGCGCACAGACGGCGCUAGCGCUAGUGCGGUCCUCGUGCCUCUACUGUCCUCACGCACUGAACAACGACGUGAGAGUGGCUCUCACGCCGCACAUACUGGCGCUGGCCAAGUCGCCUCUACUGCAAGGUGGUGCCCUCAAGGCCAUGGUGGGCGUACUCCGAGCCCUAGUAGCAGCAGGCGUGCCGGGCUGCGGGCGCCGCGAGCUGCUGGCGCUGCUGGUGGCGCCGGUGCAGCUGCAGCAGCACGCCGGCACCGCGCACGCCACCAAGCAGGCAUUCCACUCCCUCGCCAAGUGCGUGGCCGCGGUCGUGGUCGAGGCGGGCGGGGCCGAGGCGCGGGCGGCCGUCAAGCAGUUCCUACAGGACGCGUCCGAGCCGACUAGUGACGCGGCGCACAUGUUCGCGCUGCUCGCCGUGGCUGAGAUCGGCAAGCAUCUCGACCUCAGCACGAUCCCGCACAUCAAGGACGUCCUCUUAGCUUCCUUCACCCCCUCCUCCGAGGAAGUGAAGUCAGCAGCGAGCUACGCGCUGGGCAGCGUGGCGGUGGGCAACCUGCCCGAGCUGCUGCCCUUCAUACUGAGCGAGAUCGACGCGCGCCCGCGCCGGCAGUACCUGCUGCUGCACAGCCUUAGGGAGAUAAUCUCGUGCGAGUCAUGCAGCCCGGCGGGCGUGGCGGCGCUGCGGCCCUUCAUCCCGCAGAUCUGGGUGCAGCUCGCCAAGCACUGCCAGUGCCAGGAGGAGGGCUCCAGGAAUGUCGUAGCGGAAUGCCUCGGCAAGCUCUGCCUUCUAGAACCCGAAGAAUUACUCCCUCACCUGCAAGAGUUCCUGCGCUCGCCGGAGCCGCUGACGCGCACCACCGCCGUCACCGCCGUCAAGUUCACCAUCUCCGACCAGCCGCAAGCCAUAGACCCGCUGCUCCGGGCGAACAUGGCGGAGCUGCUGCUGCCGCUGCGGGACCCCGCGCUGAGUGUGCGCCGCGUGGCCCUGGUGGCGUUCAACUCGGCGGCGCACAACAAGCCCUCGCUCAUCCGCGACCUGCUGCCCCGGCUGCUGCCGACGAUAUAUAAUGAGACUAAAGUUAAGAAAGAGCUAAUCCGCGAAGUGGAAAUGGGUCCGUUCAAGCACUCCGUAGACGAUGGUCUGGACCUGCGCAAGGCGGCCUUCGAGUGCAUGUACACCGUACUUGAUACGUGCCUCGAUCGCCUCGACGUGUUCGAGUUCCUACGACAUGUGGAAGAUGGGUUACGGGACCACUAUGACAUCAAGAUGCUGACGUAUCUGAUGUGCGCGAGAUUGGCGCAGCUGUGUCCUAGUCUGGUGCUGCAACGUCUAGAGAGCCUGGUGGAGCCGCUCCGAGCCACGUGCACCAUGAAGGUGAAGGCCAACUCCGUGAAGCAGGAGUACGAGAAGCAGGAGGAGCUGAAGAGAUCCGCCUUGAGGGCCGCCGCCGCGCUCAUGCAGAUACCUGAGGCAGACAAGAACCCGCACCUGAUGGACUUCGUGACGCAGAUCAAGUCGUUCCCGGAGCUGCAGCCCAUCUUCGAGUCCAUGCUCAAGGACUCGGGCGCCGCCGACUCCAACAUGAUGGACCAGAGCUAGCCGCCUGAACCCAACGCAGUUGAGGAGACUUGUGCUGAAGAUACUAGUGGAGGUUGUUUCGAAUAGUAUUAGAUGAAAGGUCAAAUUGAGGUGUGAAUUUAACGAUGAUAUUCUGGCUCUACAAUACUAUGUAACUUAUCACAGUUUACAACGUGAGGUAUAGUACAAUAAGCGGCCUACUUGCCAUCUUUCAAACAGCCAGGCAAAAGUUGGAGAGCUCUAGUGUAGUUGUAUCACUAUUGGUGGAUAUUUAAAAUGUAGUGUCAUUAUAUGCCUUAAUUUGACCUUUUAUCUAAUGCUAUUUGGAACGAAGGAUAGUGCGGGUAGGUUAUGUAUGAGUCGUUGUGGAGAUAAGGGUGGAAUUUUAAUGUUUUGUUUGCAGAAAGACAACAAGUAAAUUUAAAACAUUUUCUGUAUGGUGCGUAUUAUUAAGUACACGUUACAUAUUUUCUGAUAGAAGUAAAUACUCACAUGAUAUGUACUUGAUAUAUUAUUUAGCUCUUUCCGGCUGCUGCUAUUGUGUCUAGCAUUCUAUGAUUGAAUCAAUUGUUUAAGAUCUCAUUAAUACAUACGAAUUCUAAUAUUAUUAUUUGAAAAUGACCAUUUAUUAUUUAAGUUGCAUUUAUCAUACAUAACCUACCUACUUCUUGUAACAUCAAUGGCUAUUUAGCAACGCGUUGCCGCUCCGUGCAAUAUGAACACUAAGUUCGACGCACGGGGCGGCAACGCCCACAAAUAUUAUUAUUAUUGUUCUCAGCGCCAUGUAUGGCACUCCCACUCAUUAUGUUUUGUUAUUUUUUGUACGUGCGACUCGAAACGAGCCCGUUGUAAAUGUUCAGAUUGCUAGUAAAAUGACGUUUUACAAUUCAAGUCUUAUUCUCUGUGUGUUAGUGUAACAAAAUAUAGACGAGUAAGAUUC
This is a messenger RNA of Plutella xylostella (diamondback moth), 4833 nucleotides long. It is a transcript of the gene Cand1, whose product is annotated as Cullin-associated and neddylation-dissociated 1. Gene Ontology annotation, biological process: SCF complex assembly. NCBI's taxonomy places the organism in Eukaryota, Metazoa, Arthropoda, Insecta, Lepidoptera, Plutellidae. The record is from RefSeq and is a predicted model, not a curated record.